Chaetomium fimeti is the source of this 1838-nucleotide messenger RNA. RefSeq names its product Tubulin/FtsZ, GTPase domain-containing protein. Gene Ontology annotation, biological process: mitotic cell cycle; microtubule cytoskeleton organization. Lineage: Eukaryota; Fungi; Ascomycota; Sordariomycetes; Sordariales; Chaetomiaceae. Bases 149 to 1516 code for a protein of 455 amino acids. Gene Ontology annotation, molecular function: GTP binding; structural constituent of cytoskeleton. The record is from RefSeq and is a predicted model, not a curated record. The transcript has 5 exons. Gene Ontology annotation, cellular component: cytoplasm; microtubule.
CACCAGACAACUCAACACCUCCGCAAUUUCACAACCGGUGCCGACCCUUUCUUCUGUUGCUCUCUCCGCAUCGCGCUGUGCGCUUCCUGGUUUGCUUCAACUCCGAAGUCACCGACAUCUCUAAUUUCGACAUAUAAACACCGUUAAGAUGAGAGGCGAGAUUCUUCACGUCCACCUGGGGCAGGCUGGUGCCCAGUUGGGCAACAGUGCUUGGGAGUUGUACCUCCUCGAGCACGGCCUUGGGCCUGACGGCCGCCCGGAUCCUAACGCCACCGACAUCGCCGAGGGUGGCUCCUACGAUACCUUCUUCACCGAGACGAGCGGUGGCAAAUACGUCCCCAGGUCUAUCUUCGUUGAUCUCGACCCCUCCCCGAUUGAUGAAAUCCGUACCGGCACCUACCGCCAGCUCUUUCACCCCGAGCUGCUGAUCAACGGAAAGGAGGAUGCUGCCAACAACUAUGCCCGUGGUCAUUACACCAUUGGCAAGGAGAUGAUCGACAAUGUCGUCGACCGCAUCCGCCGUGUUGUUGACAACUGCAACUCUCUUCAGGGCUUCCUCGUGUUCCACUCGUUUGGUGGUGGUACAGGCUCUGGGUUUGGCGCUCUCCUCCUCGAGCGCCUGUCGACCGACUACGGCAAGAAGUGCAAGCUGGAGUUCACCGUUUACCCGGCUCCGCGCCUCUCCUCCGCCGUUGUUGAGCCCUACAAUGCUGUCCUUUCCACCCACAGUACCAUCGAGAACUCGGACUGCACCUUCCUGGUUGACAACGAGGCUGUGUUCGAUAUCUGCCGCAAGCACCUGGACAUUCCCCGGCCGAGCUACGAGCACCUCAACCGUCUGAUCGCCCAGGUCGUCUCCUCCAUCACCUCUUCACUGCGGUUCGAUGGCGCCCUGAACGUCGACCUGAACGAGUUCCAGACCAACCUGGUGCCUUACCCUCGUAUCCACUACCCCCUGAUCAGCUACGCCCCCGUCGUUUCGGCUGCCAAGAGCGCCCACGAGAGCUUCAAGGUGUCCGACUUGACUUUCCAGUGCUUUGAGCCCAACAACCAGAUGGUUGUUUGCGACCCCCGCAACGGCAAGUACAUGGCCGUCGCCCUGUUGUACCGUGGCGACGUGGUCCACCGCGACUGCGGCGCUGCCGUUGCCCAGCUCAAGGCCAAGUCCUCGUUCAACCUGGUCGAGUGGUGCCCGACGGGCUUCAAGAUCGGCAUCAACUACCAGAAGCCCGUCGCCGUCCCGACCGCCUCCCCGACCGACGGCGGCCUCGCCUCGGUCGACCGCUCCGUCUCCAUGCUGUCCAACACCACCGCCAUCGCCGAGGCCUGGUCGCGCCUCGACCACAAGUUCGACCUCAUGUACAGCAAGCGCGCCUUCGUCCACUGGUACGUCGGCGAGGGCAUGGAGGAGGGCGAGUUCAGCGAGGCCCGCGAGGACUUGGCCGCCCUCGAGAAGGACUACGAGGAGGUCGCUGCCGACUCGGCCGAUUUUGCGGAGGAGGAGGCCGAGUACUAAGCGGCUGGUCCCGUGGUGGUGGCGGCGGCGUAAUUACGGUUCGGCGCGCAGACGAGCGAGCUCCUGUGGAUGGGGGGGGUUCGCUCUGUUAGGUUUCUAGGGGGGUGGGGAAUGGCGGGAGUGAAUGAUGGCUGAUGAUGAUGGACUUUUUUUUUGCGUCGCAUGCGUCUAUGAAGAAAGAUGUCUAUGAAGAUAAUAUCCCCCAGCAAGCCGUGUUCUUACUGCUUCUGGCACUUGUCCAUUUUAAGAUAUAGCAGAAUGUGGAUAGGGGUCUUGGUGGUUGGGCGACUGCCGCUUCCUCGAUGAUUGACAUGUUCCCGGC